CGCUGGUAAGUCAGGGAGUUGAGUUCAGAAGGAGAUCCUGCUGACCUUAAAUCAUCUAACUUAGAGCUACAAAGCUGUUUAUUGUCUUUACAUCAUAAUCAAGGAACUAUAGAAGAUGACAUGUUUGAUGUUCAGAGAUGCUUUCUGGGGGUCAGAUUUUACCUGCCACGCUGGCUAUGAGGCUAUGGUGCAACGUUUACGAGAUGGAAGACAAAUGUGCAAAGAUGUGGAAGAACUUUUAAGAAUGAGGGCAGCAGCAGAGGAAAAGUAUGGCAGGGAAAUGGUGAGCAUUGCCCGCAAAGCUGGAGGACAUGCAGAAAUCAGCACUUUGAAAGCCUCCUUCCAGCAAUUAAAAACACAGAUGGAGAACAUGGGACUCUUUCACAUACAACUGUCGGAGGCAAUUAAAGAGGAGGUGAAAAAGAUUGAGGCAUUCAGGGAGCGACAGAAAGAGCAGAGAAAGAAGUUUGAAAGCAUCAUGGAGAAGGUGCAGAAGAAAAAAUUGUCUAUGUUCAGGAAAACCAUGGAGUCAAAGAAAAACUAUGAGGUGAGAUGCAAGGAGGCGGAUGAGGCUGAACAUACGACAAAGGCAGCCAUUGCAGCCAAACAAGGGGAAAAGGUACGCCACAGGGCCAAACAAUGCAGACAGUCAGUAUGUGAAGCAGAGAGGUUAUACUUAACCAACAUCACCCUGCUGGAAAGCGUUCGCCAGGACUGGGAGGAAACACACAGAAGCACGUGUGAGGUGUUCCAGCAGCUGGAAACCAAUCGAAUUAACAUGCUCAGGUGUACCCUGUGGGACCACUGCAAUCAUGUCUCCAUGCAGUGUGUCAAAGACGACGAGUUCUAUGAGGAGGUGAGGAAGCACCUGGAACACUGUGACAUCACCACUGACAACAAUUGUUUCAUCGAGAUGAAAAGGACUGGUUGGCAUCCACCAGAGCCUAUUGUAUUUGAGAGCUAUUACCCAAUGGAUGGAAAUGGCCAAGCCCACCCAGCAGAAGAUGUCCUGAGGAGGUGCUCUGAUCCUCUACUGGGAGGUUCUGUGGAGAGAAACGGUCCUCAAAAACUCCCAUCUAGCGGGGAAGCUGAGAUGUCAGAUGGGUCAUACGCAUCACUGCCAACAUUGGACACGGACACCUACAUUGUGCUUUAUAACUACACCGCACAGGUGGCAGAUGAGCUGACCAUCUGCAGAGGUGAUGUGGUUCAGGUCCUGGAGAGAGGAGAGGAUGGCUGGUGGACGGUGGAGGGACACGGGCAGACGGGAAUCGUGCCUGGGAACUAUCUGGGAAAACCGUGAAUAAACUCAUAAAGGGUCAAGUGAAACAAAAUCACUAGUGUUACUGAAAAAAGAUACUAGAAACAGGAAACUGGAAGCAAAUACAUUGUUCCUGCUUAAAUUCAUCAUUUCAUUUCCCCUUUAAAGGAACAAUAUGCUGUAAUUUUAUAUUCAUCAAAUAAUAAGAAUAAUCGAAAUAAUAAUCGGGUACUGUUGAGGCCGUACUCCUGCUAAAAUUCAACUCUAAAUCCCCCAAGUCACUUCCUGUCCACAAGUCUGGAAGACAUUUAUUCAAACGUACACAAGCAUAAGUCUUAUGUAUGUCAUAUAUGGCUUAUUUUUAUAUAUAUAUAAUAAUGGGUAUGUCUAGGGUGCUCUAAUGUUAAAAGAAAGUGAAUGUAGACGGGUAAAGAGGUUUUCUAUGCUCUAACUAUGAAAGUAUUUAGAAAUAAGGAAUCCUACUUCAUGGAAAUUCAUUUAUCUAGGUAUGGUAUGGAACCAAUUCACCCAAAUAAAGGAGGGACGACUGUACUGUUUGAAGAUGACGCACAGGUGAAUUUUUCUUCAUUUUUCUCAAGCUGCUGCACCUACCCCCAAUGUCUCCUGGUGCCUCACCCUUUGAAAACCACCAUGUUUUAAAUAUGCAUUAAAAAAUAAAGUACACAAUGUAAAAUG
Doryrhamphus excisus (bluestripe pipefish) is the source of this 1957-nucleotide messenger RNA. RefSeq names its product proline-serine-threonine phosphatase-interacting protein 1-like. The record is from RefSeq and is a predicted model, not a curated record. Gene Ontology annotation, molecular function: actin filament binding. Gene Ontology annotation, biological process: actin filament polymerization. Lineage: Eukaryota; Metazoa; Chordata; Actinopteri; Syngnathiformes; Syngnathidae. Gene Ontology annotation, cellular component: actin filament; plasma membrane; cytoplasm.